CCAUGGAAAUGGAGCUCGAGUAUUCUUUGUAGUAUUGAACAUGAUGAUCUCUAACAUAGAAAUUACGGAAAGAAACAACCCUUGACCUAUGAGACUGAUCCCCAAACACAGAAUGUUUGGGGGAUGAAAGUGAGGUACAGAGACAAACAUACAAAAUGAUGAGGUAAUGGUGAUCUCAAGAUAAGAUGAAUUAAGUAAUGAUAUAAACAGCCAUGCUCCGUCGUGUUGUGGUUGAGGAUUACAUUUUUUUUAAGGGGAGACAAGAACUGAAUCUGGAAAGCUCCUCUGGUAACAGUUUCCAUACACUAGUGGGGGAAAAUGCCACUGGCAAAAGCAGCUUUGUGGCUUUGGUCAAGGCAACCAGUAAUUUUGAUAACAAUGAGAAUGAUUUUGAAGUGAUCGCAAAUAAGGAAACUGGGAGCAAAGCAGUGUGUGAGUUUCAUUUUGAAAAUGGAGAAGAGCUUUCUGGAUAUGUUGACAAGAUGCAUUCCUAUUCAGCUAAAGCACUUCUCCCAAAUUUUCCCUUUAUUUCAGGAUUGUUUUCUUGGUUCUCUGAUUACAUCCUAAUAUUUCCUGUGCAGCUUAUUAACCUUCUGCAGGAGACAUUUGGCUCAGCUUCAUCUUUAAUUCGUGUAUUUUGUGGGAGAAGAAACUUGAACACUAGUAAUCCUUUUCACAGUCAAUUUCUUUACUUUGUCUCUGAGGAAAUUGUUCUAGUAGUCACGAAAGACAAUGGCAUACUCUCUGCAGCCCUCCAUGACCCUUUGCCAGUAGGUGUAGAUCUCAUAGAGUGGUCUCCUGACCAGAAAUUUCUUCGAAAAAUAAACUUUGAUGUUCAUGUAGAGUGUGCACUAGAUGCUACAGAAGAGCCUCUUUCUUUAGCUUCCCCUUUACCCAAGGAUAUGAUACAUAAUAAACCAGGGACCUUUACUAACAACAGCUGGGAAACAUUAAGUUAUCAAGAUAUCAAGAACUUAAUGAUGGUUGGCCUGCUCAAAGGUUUUUCUCAAGAACAUUUUAAUGAUGUUCUUGAUUUGUUCCAUGAAAUAAUGGGUGAUGAUAGUCUUGAUUUUGAGCUUGAUGUCAGUAGCAACAUUCCAGUGAUACUGAACAAACGAACACAAAGAAUAAUUCAGCAAGUUUCUGAAGGAACCUUCUCAGCUUUUGUUGUAGCAGCAUUGGUGGUGUGUCCAUUUACCCAUACUCUUAUUUUUGAUGAAGUUGCCAGAGGAAUGCAUCCAUUGCAAGUUCGUCGCUUGAGAACCAUACUCAUGCGAGAGUCUAGAAACAGAAGAAAGUGCAUCAUAACAACAACACAUUCACCUGAGGUGGUAGAGGUUGAGAGAAUUACUCUGAUUUGGAGGUUCCAAGUCCUCCCAUCUGGCUAUUACCAAAUUAAACAUGUGAGGUCUCAUUAUAAUGUGAGAGAUUUGCACUUUCUUGGUGGGGCUGAAGUGAGGGAGAUAUUUUUUGCCCGGUAUGUCAUUUGGGUUGAAGGUGAAAGUGAUAAAAGGUUUAUAGAGGCAUUGUUGAGGUUAUUUGAUGAGGGAAAUAUGGAGCUCUUCAAUGCACUUGUUGAACCUGGUAUGGAAGCAAAGUUGAGCAGAGGGCCAGAUUGUACAGGCCAUUCACUGAAACAGGUCACAAAAGGUUUGUCUUUAGCUGUACAAAAUCUCUUGCUUGAUCCAGCUUAUAAAAGGGUUUACUACGGUAAAGAAGUGUUAUCAGCUAUCCAACAAGGCAUCCGUAGCUGUGCUGUACUGUCAAUUAAUGGAAAGAAGAACAUUUACAAGGCUAAAGCAAUCUGUCAUGAUCUUGGCAUUCCACAUGCUGUAGUGUGUGACUUGGAUGUUAUUAUUCCUAACUCAAAGGAAAACUCAGUUCAGUCUCAGUUUAACAAAUGCAAUGGAGUCUGGGCUAAUGCAUGCAUCCCUAAUGCAAAGACAAAGCUUUUAGAUGAGGAUCAGUGCCCUGCUUCAAGAUGUGUCCGGGAUUCUAGUCCUGGUUUAAUACCAAAGUUGCGUGCUUGCAGAACAGUGGCUGAAGUCAUGAACUUCUAUGAUAAAAUGCAGCACAUAUUUACAUGGCAUGUAGAUGGGGGUGAAAUAGAAGAUGCCAUUAGAUUGACAAAGUCUCAGUUUGGAAAGAAAUUGUGGCCAGACCUAUCUUUUGAGGAAGUUAAAGAACUUGUGGUUGGUUUGUUGCAACCAUGUAAAUUACAACAGGGGUCCUCUCAGGACAACAAUGCCAGUAAGACACCAAAUCCAGAGCUUCUAAGAUGUAUCUUUUUCCUUUUUGACUUUUUUAGCCAAAGUACAAUGAACAGUUAAGUUACUGGAAUUGACACAUAUACAUUAAAUGUAGGAAAGCUAAUAAUUGGUCUUUAUACAUACUAAGUUGCAUGUCUGUGUCAGUUUAAAUGAUAAACUAGUGGCAGACUUUGUCUUGUUAUUAUCAAGAAGAAAUUAGACAAAUUCAUUCACAGCAAAUAUCGUUUUUGUUUUUGUUCACAACUCUAGCUCAUGAUUUUGUCCAAGCUCCAGUUCCCUUUCAAUGACUAGAGUUGCUCUAAACUCUGCUUGAACUAAAGCAUGGUUCUAAUUGCAGUUAGAGGCUUCCAGUCAAAGAUCAUAAACAAAUAGCAAAAUGUAGCAAAGAAUGUAUGACUUUCAGGAAUUUCAUUAAGGUGGCUGAACACAGUUUUUGAUACCUGUUUCAUUCAUCUUUUUCUCUAAAACCCUUGAUCCCUCGGUCGCCAAAAAUGGCAGCAAGCAAGUUAACAACACAAACUUUGUUUAUUGGAUAGUUAAACUGACGUAUGUGUUGUAUGGCAACAUGAACAAAUAUAAAUUGGCUUUUAAAAUCGGUUUUGUUUAUUUGUAGAAAUCUAGUCAUUAGAUUUUCUUUAUAAUUUGCACGCAACAAGCUUGUAAUGAUACUCACAAGUCAACACCAUUUUGCUAAUAAUUUAACAGAUAGAUCUUUAAUUAUACCUUGCUGAGGGUUCACUGAAAUAUCUAGAAUAUCCUUUGUUAAAGUUCAAUUUUUUUUCAAUACUCCAGCUACUUAUUUCCUAAACUAUUUCCAUGCCAAAUUUUGUGAAAUUCUAUUGAGUGGAUUUCAAGAAAUAGACAUAUUUCCAAGAAAGAAAUUUUCCAUUCAAUCACAAUUUUUUGACCUACCACACAUGUGCUACAUUUAACUGGGUUCUUUCAGUAACAAUCAAAAAGCAGAGAAUUACUGUGUUCUUUGCACUGUUAACUUUUCUAACAUAUCUUUGUAAUAAAAGAUUAAAGCCCUCAAUACACUGCGCCAACUAUAGAGAAAAAUAGCACAGAUGGAGCAGGCACAGGUACUUGCUGAGUAAAUAAAAUGACUGCUUUACUGACAGAAUGUUUGUAUGUUUUUUACAAUCCUUGUGUACACACUGAAUUGCAUCAGCAAAAGCGUGUGCGAAAACUGUGUUCAGCCACCUUAAGGGCUGGGCACUGGGAAAAUUGACUGGCUGUGAGGAUGGAUUUGCCCACCUGGUUUGGCCAUCUAGAGAAAAGUUUAGCCUAGAGAGAAGUUCAGUUAAAAAAGUUUUGCCUGCCUGUGAAAACCAGUCAUCCUCCAGCUGGAAACAGUAAUGAAACCCCUACACUUUAUUAUUCACAUUCACGUAUACUUUCUAAAACUAGGAAAAAGGAGGUCUUAAAAUGUAUUCUUUUCUUAAUAUGAUGAUUCAUGGUAUAAGCCAGGCAUAAAGCCAAAUGUUAUGAACAAAUAGGAAAGUGUAGCAAAGACUGUAUGAUGUUAUUAUUCAUAUUCAUUUCUACUUUUUAAAACUAGGAAAAAGAAGGUCCUACAAUAUACUGUUUUCUUGAUAUGACAUUUCGUGUUGUAUGCCAGGCAUAAAGCAUUGCCAGUAACUGCUCAGUGUAAAACAUAUAAUAAUUAUAAGGCAUUUUUCAAAACUGUAGCAUAAUUAAAAGGUAUCAUCUAUUAUGCUCUUACAUUUUUUAAUUAUGAUCAACGCCUGCAAGCACAUUUAAUAAUUAUAUUCAUUUAGCAGAUCAAACAGCCUAUGCAUGAGUGUGAGAUUAAUAUCAUAAGUUAUUUUUUAAAUCUUCUUAAAGUUGAAUAGAUCUUAACAGUAAUGUAUACACCAAAUAUUGAUAUCUUUGCCUGAGGCUAUAGAAAGAAAAAGUAACCUCGUGUAAGAAUUCUAAUUAACAAAUAAUUAAGAACUGCAUCAAUCAGGGGCUAAUCACGAUCGUAUCAUUAUAUAAAUCUAUAGUUCUCUGUAUGCUAUUGUUUCAGUAGGAAAAAUGUGAGUGCAAUUCUAUAGUAAGAUGUUUUACAAAAAUGAUUGUAAUGUAUUUUAUUUGCAUUUUUAUCCUUACUAAGUUAUAGUAAGGUUAGUAAUAGCUUUAAUUGACUGACUCUGAAAAAGAUUACAUAUGAAUUCAAAUUAUGUACAUAAGGAGAAGGGGGGUAAGUUUCUAAAGAAACUGGUGCUGUGUCGGUGGGGGAGUAUAACAAUGUAAUCUUCGUUUUAUUAACUG
Messenger RNA from Stylophora pistillata, 4547 nucleotides. RefSeq lists its product as uncharacterized. The record is from RefSeq and is a predicted model, not a curated record. NCBI's taxonomy places the organism in Eukaryota, Metazoa, Cnidaria, Anthozoa, Scleractinia, Pocilloporidae. Gene Ontology annotation, molecular function: ATP hydrolysis activity; ATP binding.